AAUAAAAUAAUCCACCAAAAACCUGACUUCUUCAUUGAAUUUGUUUACUAUUUCCUGCCACAUAGUGUGAGGCCACAAGCAGCAAUAGUUUAUUGUGACCUUAAUCAAAUAAACAUAACACUUUAAAUAAUACCGUCACCCCCUCCCAUCUCUUGCUCCCCAUAUUGUCCCUUUCCUCUCUCACCAAACACACACACACACACACAGUGUGAGAGCAUAGUACUAGUUCAUGCAUUGACCUAUAUAUAGUUAAAGAAAGUAGCAGAGUUGAGGUGGUGAAGUGAGAGAGAGAGAGAUGGAGAGGUCAGAUUCAUUUCUGAGGCAGCUAAGCAGCAAGGAAGGUUGGAAAUCAGCAUCAAAGAGGUGGGGUGGGGGUGGGGGUGGGGGGUGGAAGCAGGUGGAGGGGAUGUAUGGUGAGAUGAUGAUGAAGAAGAGAGUGAUGGUGGUGGUGGAUCAGUCCUCACAUUCCAAGCAUGCAAUGAUGUGGGCUCUCACUCAUGUCACUAACAAGGCUGACAUUCUCACUCUUCUUCACAUUGUUUCUUCCUCCUCUCACUCUGCUUCCUCUUCUCACCUUGCUUCCUCACUCGCUUCUCUCUGCAACGCUUGCAAGCCUCAGGUUGAAGUAGAAGCACUAGCCAUUCAAGGACCAAAGAUGGAGACAGUGAUGAGCCAAGUGAAGAAGCUUGAGGUCUCUGUUCUUGUCUUGGGACAGAAGCACCCCUCCCCAUUCCUCAACUGCCUGUUUGUGAGGAGCAGUGCAGAUGAAUUUGUGGAGAAAUGCAUCAACAAUUUGGAAUGCCUAACAAUUGGAGUGAAAAAGCAGAGCAAUGGAGUCAGUGGUUAUCUCAUCAGCACCAGAUGGCACAAGAACUUUUGGCUCUUGGCUUAGACUAUUUAUUACUAUUAUUCACUACAAAAUAAUCUUGUAAAAACCACUUCCACUCAUGUCUCUAAUCUUAGACCCUAUAAAAUCAUCUACAUAUGCAUCUUUGCAAGAA
This is a messenger RNA of Salvia miltiorrhiza (redroot sage), 1001 nucleotides long. RefSeq lists its product as uncharacterized. The transcript has 3 exons. NCBI's taxonomy places the organism in Eukaryota, Viridiplantae, Streptophyta, Magnoliopsida, Lamiales, Lamiaceae. The record is from RefSeq and is a predicted model, not a curated record. Bases 296 to 892 code for a protein of 198 amino acids.